Messenger RNA from Penicillium antarcticum, 1230 nucleotides. RefSeq lists its product as uncharacterized. The coding region runs from base 1 to 1230 and encodes 409 amino acids. The transcript has 6 exons. NCBI's taxonomy places the organism in Eukaryota, Fungi, Ascomycota, Eurotiomycetes, Eurotiales, Aspergillaceae. The record is from RefSeq and is a predicted model, not a curated record.
AUGUCAGAUACAUCAAAUUUGGCAGGCGCUGGCCUACCAGAUGUCAAUGAAGGAUGGCGUAUUCUUCUAGCUACGGGAAUUACAACAUUUGUGGCAUUAAUCCUCGUGCUGGCGCGAUUCUACGUGCGAAUUUUCAUUAUUCGCAAUGUCGGCUGGGACGACUAUACCAUGGGCUUGACUAUGCUCCUAUCCUUAUGUGGAUUUGCGAUCAUUGUACCGGAGGUUAAAUACGGCGCAGGUAGACAUACGGUCUAUGUGGAACAUACAGCAUCCCUAGCGAUGCAUUUGAACUUUGCGACUCAGGGAAUUUACCUGUGGGCCAUUGGCUUGGUCAAGGUAUCCAUUGGAUUGUUUUUGCUUCGGUUUGCGCCCCAAAAAGGAUACAAGAUCUUUAUAUGGGUGGUGAUCAUCCUCAUGACGCUCUAUACAACUAUCUGUUUCUUGACUCUCAUGUUUGAAUGCAAGGACAUCCGAACAAAUUGGGACAAAAACGUGGUCUCCGAGUGCUUCUCUCCUAGACAACUUCUGGAGCUGAGCUAUACAAACACGGCAUUAAACAUUCUAACUGAUCUUAUUUUCGCAUUUUUGCCAAUCUUUAUGCUGCGCCAUCUUCAAGUCAACCGCCGAGUCAAGGCUUCUCUCGUUUGUAUUUUGGGGUUGGGAAUUUUUGCCUGCGCCGCCGCUUUCGUCAAGAUCUCCAUCCUACCAAACUACGGCCGAACCGGAGAUUUCCUCUGGGAUUAUACGAACCUUACAAUCUGGGUUGUCACGGAGUGCAACACGGGUAUAAUCGCAGGCAGCCUCCCGACACUCAAACCACUCUUCAAGCGCGUCCUCGGCACCUACGGAUCCCGAUCAAAAACGACACGCGAAUACUACGGCAGCAAGCAAUACAAACUACGAUCUAUGUCUAAGUCUCGUGGCGAACCACUACACUCCCACGGCCAUGUCACUGGCAAUCUCAGUGUUAUCGAACAUGACGACGAGAUGAAGAUCCCGAGAUCAAAUGUUGCCUCAGCCGAUACUUCAGUGACCUAUCCUGCGCGCAAGGGCAGCAAUUCCAGCGAGGAGCGCAUUUUGGGCGAUGGCAUUGUCUGCACAACGGAGGUUAUGGUGUCACAUUCGCAGCAGAAUUCGCCGACAUUACCGCCGGCUCCGAGUCCAACCAGGCUAGGCAGGAUGAAGUCACUAAAGGGAUUGAGAGGAGUUGAAGCGGAUGAUCGGGUUUGA